Solanum tuberosum (potato) is the source of this 2687-nucleotide messenger RNA. Its product is annotated as disease resistance protein RPP13-like. The transcript has 3 exons. NCBI's taxonomy places the organism in Eukaryota, Viridiplantae, Streptophyta, Magnoliopsida, Solanales, Solanaceae. Bases 19 to 2619 code for a protein of 866 amino acids. The record is from RefSeq and is a predicted model, not a curated record. Gene Ontology annotation, molecular function: ADP binding; ATP hydrolysis activity. Gene Ontology annotation, biological process: defense response to other organism.
AAGAGAGAGAGUAAAGAAAUGGCUGAAAUUCUUCUUACAGCAGUGAUCAAUAAAUCUGUAGAAAUAGCUGCAAAUCUACUCUUUCAACAAGGAACACGUUUAUAUUGGUUGAAAGAAGACAUCGAUUGGCUCCAGAGAGAAAUGAGACACAUUCUAUCAUAUGUAGACAAUGCAAAGGCCAAGGAAGUUGGAGGUAAUUCAAGGGUCAAAAACUUAUUAAAAGAUAUUCAACAACUGGCAGGUGAUGUGGAGGAUCUAUUAGAUGAGUUUCUUCCAAAAAUUCAACAAUCCAAUAAUUUCAUUUGUUGCCUUAAGACGGUUUCUUUUGCGGAUGAGUUUGCUAUGGAGAUUGAGAAGAUAAAAAGAAGAGUUGCUGACAUUGAUCGUGUAAGGACAACUUACAACAUCAUGGAUACAAGUAACAACAAUAAUGAUGAUUGCAUUCCAUUGGACCAAAGAAGAUUAUUUCUUCAUGCUGAUGAAACAGAGGUCAUUGGUUUGGAUGAUGACUUCAAUAUGCUAAAAGCCAAAUUACUUGAUCAUGAUUUGCCUUAUGGAGUUGUUUCAAUAGUUGGCAUGCCCGGUCUAGGAAAAACAACUCUUGCCAAGAAACUUUAUAGGCAAGUCCGUGAUCAAUUUGAGUGUUCGGGACUGGUCUAUGUUUCACAACAGCCAAGGGCGGGAGAAAUCUUACAUGACAUAGCCAAACAAGUUGGACUGAUGGAAGAGGAAAGGAAAGAAAACUUGGAGAACAACCUACGAUCACUCUUGAAAAUAAAAAGGUAUGUUAUUCUCUUAGAUGACAUUUGGGAUGUUGAAAUUUGGGAUGAUCUAAAACUUGUCCUUCCUGAAUGUGAUUCAAAAAUUGGCAGUAGGAUAAUUAUAACCUCUCGAAAUAGUAAUGUAGGCAGAUACAUAGGAGGGGAUUUCUCAAUACACGUGUUGCAACCUCUAGAUUCGGAAAACAGUUUUGAACUCUUUACCAAGAAAAUCUUUACUUUUGAUAACAAUAAUAAUUGGGCCAAUGCUUCACCAGACUUGGUAGAUAUUGGUAGAAGUAUAGUUGGAAGAUGUGGAGGUAUACCUCUAGCCAUUGAGGUGACCGCAGGCAUGUUAAGGGCAAGAGAAAGAACAGAACGUGCAUGGAACAGAGUACUUGAGAGUAUGGGUCAUAAAAUUCAAGAUGGAUGUGCUAAGGUAUUGGCUCUGAGUUACAAUGAUUUGCCAAUUGCAUUAAGGCCAUGUUUCUUGUAUUUUGGCCUUUACCCCGAGGACCAUGAAAUUCGUGCUUUUGAUCUGACAAAUAUGUGGAUUGCUGAGAAGUUGAUAGUUGUAAACUAUAGUGGUGAUAGGCGAGAGGCUGAAAGUUUGGCAGAGGAUAUCCUAAAUGAUUUGGUUUCUAGAAACUUGAUUCAAGUUGUCGAAAGGACAUAUGAUGGAAGAAUUUCAAGUUGUCGCAUACAUGACUUGUUACAUAGUUUGUGUGUGGAUUUGGCUAAGGAAAGUAACUUCUUUCACACCGAGCACAAUGCAUUUGGUGAUCCCAGCAAUGUUGCUAGGGUGCGAAGGAUUACAUUCUACUCUGAUAAUAAUGCCAUGAAUGAGUUCUUCCGUUCAAAUACUAAGCUUGAGAAGCUUCGUGCACUUUUCUGUUUUACAGAAGACCCUUGCAUAUUUUCUCAACUGGCUCAUCUUGAUUUCAAAUUAUUGCAAGUGUUGGUUGUAGUCACGUCUCGAGAUCGUUAUCAGCAUGUAAUUACUAUCCCAAACAAAAUUGGGAACAUGAGUUGCCUACGCUAUGUGCGAUUGGAGGGGAGACCUGAUGGGAAACUGCCAAAUUGUAUGGUGAAGCUCAAACAUCUAGAGACCCUAGAUAUUGGUAAAAGCUUCUUUAUUAAACUUCCUACUGGUGUUUGGAAGUCUACACAAUUGAGACAUCUUCGUUCUAUAGGUUAUAAUCUAGCACCUUACAAUUACUUUUGUAUAAACCCAUUUUUUCCAAACGUGUACUCAUUGCCUCGUAAUAAUCUACAAACUUUGAUGUGGGUGGAUGAUAAAUUUUGUGAACCGAGAUUGUUGCACCGAUUGAUAAAUUUAAGAACAUUGUGUAUAAAGGAUGUAUCCGGUUCUACCAUUAAGAUAUUAUCAGCAUUGAGCCCUGUGCCUAAAGCGUUGGAGGUUCUGAAGCUCAGAAUUUUCAAGAACACGAGUGAGCAAAUAAACUUGUCGUCCCAUCCAAAUAUUGUCGAGUUGGGUUUGUUUGGUUUCUCAGCAAUGCUCUUGAACAUUGAAGCAUUCCCUCCAAAUCUUGUCAAGCUUAAUCUUGUCGGCUUGAUGGUAGACGGUCAUCUAUUGGCAGUGCUUAAGAAAUUGCCCAAAUUAAGGAUACUUACAUUGCUUAGGUGCAGCCAUGAUGCAGAAAAAAUGGAUCUCUCUGGUGAUAGCUUUCCGCAACUUGAAGUUCUGCAUAUUGAGGAUGCACGCGGGUUGUCUGAAAUAACGUGCAUGGAUGAUAUGAGUAUGCCUAAAUUGAAAAAGCUAUUACUUGUACAAGGCCCAAUCAUUUAUUCCCCAAUUAGUCUCAGGGUCUCGGAACGGCUUGCAAUGUUGAGAAUAUAAAAAUCUCACAGGGAUGCCUUUGAAAAUGAUUUAAGUCUGUGUUGGAGAGAAUCUUCUGAUCGUAAAAG